GAUCGAGCGAAGUGACAGAUGUGUCAAACGAUCGACAGAGCAAAACAUAACGUGAAGUUUGUUGUCAUUUCGCGGUGGGAAAAAGAUAAUUAGUUUAACAGUUAAACAAUCACGAGCAAACACAAAUUGAAUUAUUCUAGUUAUCACAGAUCAGUAUCACAAAACGAUUACCUAAACCUAUAAGAGAAUUGCGUUGAAAUUGAUCCUAAGUACGUGUCGGAAAUACCGAAAUUUCUAAAAGCUGAUUCGCACCAAAAUUGGAGUUUGCGAGCUGCUUUAUACGAUUUCGAAAGACACCCCCAUUGUUCAAGGAACAAAACUUUUAGAAAUUUCGACUAUGUCGAAAACGGAUCAGACGGUCAACGCUUCCAACGCUUCCCCGGGUGACAGGGAGCAAGAUCAAACCAAGAGUUGUGUUUGCUGCGAGGAAUCGGAAUCGUUUGAUAAUUGUGUGCAGUGCGAUGAAUGCCACGGCUGGUGGCAUUAUACUUGCGCGGAGGAGACGGCUUCGGUGAAAGACCGAUCUUUCGUUUGUGCCCACUGUGUACCAUUGAGUGUUUGCUCCCAAACAACUACCUCCAGCGUUAGGGCGGCCCGUUUGGCCCUGAAGAAACAACAAUUGGAAGAGCAGCAAGCGAUGGAGCAACGUCAUCUCACCGAAAAAUACAAGCUUCUAGAAGAGGAGCUAAAGGAGGCGGAAGAAACGGGCAGCAACCGAAGCAGGAUUAGUCUCGGGAUUAGCAAGAAGUCGAGCCUGGAAAAAGUCAAGCAGUGGCAGCAGAAAUGCGCUGAUCAGUCUGAGGGCGCGCGUGGGUAUACACUGGCAAAACAAUCGGCAGACCCCGUAGCAGUUCCCCAAAUUGUGCAGAUUGGACCACACGAUGAGAAAAAGGCCGAUGGAUCGGAAACCGACGCAGUUCUAGCGAAGCAGCAAUCGAAGGUUGUUGCCAACGAGCCGACUUUCGGCGCGCAAGCAGCAGUGCAACAACAACCGAAUAUUAUCGUUACGGACGGACGUCAAGAAUGCAGUUUCGGCAGCCCGCCGUGGAAUUCGACGGCCAGACCGUUCAGCCGUCGGGACGCAAACGUCGUUCAGCGGAAUCAGCAGCAGAAAUCCGGCGCGAUUCCGAAAACGACUGCGAAACUGCAAGAGGUAGCAUUACAACCAGGUAAACCCGACCCCAAAGUGUCCCCCGUAGCACCUGAAGGUAAGCCACUUCAUAAUCCAAUAAAUAAUACACCCGCACAUCCAUUGUAUGAAAACUCCCUCCAACACAUUGUCAAACAAUUUGGAUCGUUGGCACCAUCUGCCACAGUUUCCUCCUUUGACGCAAGUAUGCACCCGCUUGCGACAAAUAUUCUUCCGUCGUUUGGAACGAGUGUUGGCAUUCCGCCACCGGCAAAUCCGAUUCUAUCCUCCGGAUUAGCUCCCCCACCUGCGGGACUGCCGAAUAUUAGCCAUCCACCAACGGCAAAUCCGAUCUCUUUCGGAUUAGUUCCCCCACAUUUGAGACUGCCGAAUGUUGGCCCUCCGCCACAAGCAAAUCCGGUUCUAUCCAUUGGAUCAGUUUCCGCUCCACUGGGAUUGUCAUUAGUCAAUCAGUUCACACCCUCCCCCUCGCAGUUAGCCGCGCGUCAAGUGAUGUCACGUGAUCUACCAACGUUUUCUGGCGACCCCGCAGAUUGGCCCAUAUUCAUCAGCAGCUUCAUGAAUAGUUCGCUGGCAUGCGGCUACAACAGCGCGGAAAAUCUCGCGCGACUCCAACGCUGUUUGAAAGGGGGCGCGUACGAGUCCGUCAAAAGUCGGUUGCUACUUCCCGAAUCAGUGCCUCAAGUGAUCGAUACUCUUCGUUUGCUGUAUGGACGACCGGAAUUGUUAAUUAGUGCUCUGCUACAAAAGGUGCGCAGUGUUCCAGCGCCGAAAGCGGAAAAAUUGGAAACCAUCAUCGACUUCGGUAUGGCAGUGCGCAGUCUUUGCGAUCACCUGGAGGCAGCUGGUCAACAAGAACACCUUUGCAACCCAACGUUGCUGAUGGAGCUGGUGGAGAAACUGCCUGCUCACACCAAGAUGCAGUGGGCGGAUCAUAUUCAACGACAUGCAGUAGUCAAUCUCAAGGUUUUUGGUGAUUUCAUGCUCGGAGUAGUUACAUCUAUCAGCCGAGUUACCAUGUACGUCGGCGGUGGUAACAGUCAACAAAAGUCGAAACAUAAGGGAGCAGUGAACGCUCACACCAGUGAAGCCGAAACAGUUCGUGAAACGGUGCGGGAAAAAGAGCGAACGUGUGUUUGCUGCAAGAAGCCGGGGCAUCGUCUCUCCGAGUGUACGGCGUUUAAGUCGUAUACAGUAGACAAUCGAUGGAAGUUUACGCAAAAUAAUGGACUCUGUCGGAGUUGUCUCAACGCACACGGAAGGAGGAGUUGCAGAAACGCAACGCAGUGUGUGUACGAAGGAUGCCAAUUUCGCCACCAUCCUCUACUGCAUUCUAAUCGCCAUAAUAACAACGGAAGGUCUACACCAGGGAUGGUAACAGUACAGAAUCAUACACACCGGCAAUUCAAGCAAAUCCUGCUGUUCCGCAUCAUUCCAGUUAUCAUCUCCGGGCCGCGAGCUACCAUAGAAACUUUUGCCUUUCUGGACGACGGCUCGGACCUAUCGCUCAUCGAAAGCGACCUCAUUGAGCAACUGGGUAUCGAAGGCUGGAAGAAUCCUCUGUGCCUGAAAUGGACUGGGAACGUUACUAGGGUGGAGUCAGAGUCGAAGCAAGUUCGAAUCAUGAUCAGUGGAACGGGUGGUCAGCAGCAAUUCGCCCUCAAUGACGUUCGUACCGUGAAAGCGCUGACAUUGCCGGAACAGAGCCUCGACUAUGGAGAAAUAUCACAACGUUACCGUUAUCUUCAGGGUUUGCCGAUCGUUGGAUACGAAAAGGCCGUCCCGCGUUUAUUGAUAGGUGUCAACAACGCGAGACUCACAGUUCCACUUCAAAUUAGAGAAGGCGGGCAGAGCGAGCCGAUCGCCGUGAAAACGAGAUUGGGAUGGUGUUUAUUUGGAGGCCGCGGUAAGGAAACGCCACACUCGCUAAACUUCCAUACAUGCGAAUGUUCCAGCGACCAAGAUCUGCACAAUGCCGUGAAGGAUUAUUUCGCAAUGGAGAAUAUUGGUGUGACAUCGUCCGUUGUGCUAGAAUCCGAGGAAGAUAAGCGUGCAAAAACAAUCAUGGAGCAGACGACAGCUCGUGUUGGUGAGCAGUUUGAAACUGGUCUACUGUGGAAGUACAACGACAUAGAGUUUCCGGACAACUAUAGCAUGGCAGUUAAGCGGUUCGAAUGUUUAGAACGCAGGAUGUCUCGAGAGCCCGAGUUAGCGGCUAACCUGAAGAAUCAGAUAGCCGAAUACCAACUAAAAGGCUAUGCCCAUAUAGCGACAAAGGAAGAGUUAGCACAAGCAGACCCGAAGCGAGUUUGGUAUCUGCCAUUGGGCGUAGUGACAAAUCCGCGCAAACCUGGGAAAGUCCGACUAAUAUGGGACGCUGCCGCGAAAGUGGAUGGAAUAUCUUUAAACUCUAUGCUGCUCAAAGGCCCGGACCAGCUGACAUCGCUUCCUGCAGUUUUGUCACGUUUUCGGCAGUUCAAGGUAGCAGUUUCAGCAGAUAUAAAGGACCAGAUCGUCACUCACAGCGCUUCUUGUUCCGAAGCAACCCGUCAGAUCCCUUAG
Armigeres subalbatus is the source of this 3712-nucleotide messenger RNA. RefSeq lists its product as uncharacterized. The record is from RefSeq and is a predicted model, not a curated record. The transcript has 3 exons. The coding region runs from base 338 to 3712 and encodes 1124 amino acids. NCBI's taxonomy places the organism in Eukaryota, Metazoa, Arthropoda, Insecta, Diptera, Culicidae.